UUUAUAAUCCUAAUUAAGAGCAUUUAAUUAAUAAACUUAUUCGAACGUUUUUUUGUCUGAAUUCUUUUGAUAAUAUUGGUAAACUACAGUGCUGCCACUUCUUAGGAAGUAUAAAUGUAAUAUUGUAUUUGUAUAAUACCUACACCAUAUAAAUGAAUGUAAACCAUCCUACUUGCACGUUUGUUUUAUAUGAUGGUAAGGAAAAAGAAGACGUAUACAUUUUCUCAGUUCCAAAGUGAUAAAAAGUGAAAAUGUUUCCUUCCAGGUACCUAAUUAGAAGCAAUGUAUAUGUAAAAAGCAGUGGUGUAGCUAGAGAUUAGGUCGGAGUCUUUUACCUAUACGAAAUUAAUAAACAAUCAUAGGGUAUUAGAAACAUCUUAAUACUCAAUAAUUAAAUUAUUUCUUCAGUAAUUCUGGUUUUAGGAGAAUUAUAUUAGUAGGAAAAAAAAAAACAGACCAUAGAAUGAAAAAUCUAUGAUUGUAGUUCUAGAAACCAAUGCCGCAUGUCUCAAAACAUUUUGAACUAGUGAGAUGUUGUGCGAUGUAAUAUAUACAUUUUAAAAUGUCAACUCGUUUACCUUACUACCUGAACUGAAAUUUUGAGAGCAAAGCAUUCAAAAUGUCGGCAUUUUUGCAAAUUUAUAAAAAUACUUUACAGAGACAUCCUUUCAUAGUACAGUCCGUUCAAGUUGGUACUCUGAUGGGAAUUGGUGAUAUUAUUGCUCAAAAGUGCAUUGAACAACGAUAUAGUGAAAAACCUUACAAUUUUAAAAGGACUACAAAUUUCUUUUUGCUGGGAACUUGUUUUUUGGGUCCUGUUAACAGUAGGUGGUUCAGGAUAUUAGACCAGUAUGUAAAAGGAAAACCUACUCAGAGAGUUCUGAAAAAAGUUGCUUUAGAUCAGUUUGUUUAUAUUCCAUGUUUUCUUGCUGUUUUUCUCACUUCUUUGGAAUACUUGGAAAGGAAAUCUUUAGAUGAUGCCAGGAAAGCAGUUAAACUGUAUUAUUGGGAUGUGAUUAAAGCGAAUUAUACUAUUUGGCCAAUGGUACAAUUAUGUAAUUUUUAUUUUGUACCUUUAAACUAUCAAACUCUAGUUGUUCAGGUUGUAGCUUUAGGAUGGAAUACCUAUAUUUCCUAUAGAACUCAUUUGAAAGAAGACUGAAAAUGUGAUUUGAAUUGUUUUUCAUUCAAAAUGUCGAAUUUUUGUAAUACUCUAUGACUAUACAUUACUGACUAUCUGUGAUCUGCUUUUUAAAUUAUUUUUUUGUAACGAUAUGCAUUUCACUAAUUGUUUCAUUUUUAUUUAUUAGUUUUAAAAUAUAUACAAGAAAUAUACUUAAUCUAAUUAAUUUUA
Molecule: messenger RNA, 1354 nt
Organism: Harmonia axyridis
Lineage: Eukaryota; Metazoa; Arthropoda; Insecta; Coleoptera; Coccinellidae
Product: protein Mpv17-like
Exons: 2
Coding region: 620-1162 (180 amino acids)
Cellular component (GO): cytoplasm; membrane
Source: RefSeq, a predicted model, not a curated record